Molecule: messenger RNA, 3610 nt
Organism: Rubroshorea leprosula
Lineage: Eukaryota; Viridiplantae; Streptophyta; Magnoliopsida; Malvales; Dipterocarpaceae
Source: the annotation of a GenBank genome assembly
UUUCUAUCUCCACUUUUUCAAAAAUUAAAAAACCCUAGAGCUCCUCAGUGCUCAUCCGCGAACGCAUAAACCCUACAGUGCGAUCGGAGAUUUUCCUUAAGGAAUGGAGUGGAAUCCAGAGACUCUGCAGUUCCUUUCCCAAUGCUUCCUCCACACUCUUUCCCCUCUCCCUGAGCCCCGCCGCGCAGCUGAGAAAUCCUUAUCUGAAGCUGCGGACCGCCCUAACUAUGGUCUCGCCGUGCUCCGCCUUGUGGCUGAGCCUACCGUGGAUGAUCAGAUCCGUCAUGCUGCCGCUGUCAACUUCAAGAAUCACCUCCGAUUCCGUUGGGUGCCGUCUAAUGACCCCAACGCCGGUCCAACUCUCAUCCCGAUCCUGGACCCUGAGAAGGAGCAGAUCAAAGCCUUAAUUGUGUCGUUAAUGCUAUCUUCCUCUCCUCGCAUCCAGAGCCAGCUUAGCGAGGCCCUUGCUGUCAUCGGAAAGCACGACUUCCCCAAGGUGUGGCCUACUUUGCUUCCUGAGCUCGUCGCCAGCCUCCAGAAGGCUGCGCAAGUCUCGGAUUACGCAUCUAUCAAUGGUAUUCUUGGUACCGCCAAUUCUAUUUUUAAAAAGUUUAGGUAUCAGUAUAAAACCAACGAUCUUUUGCUUGAUUUGAAGUAUUGUUUGGACAAUUUUUCGGCUCCAUUAUUAGAAGUUUUUCUUAAGACUGCUUCUGUGAUUGAUUCUGCCACUGCUUCGGGUGGUAGCUCGGCUGCUACCCUCCGACCUCUGUUUGAGUCACAGAGAUUCUGUUGUAGGAUAUUCUUUUCCUUGAACUUUCAGGAAUUACCGGAGUUUUUUGAGGAUCACAUGAGGGAGUGGAUGGGUGAGUUUAAGAAGUAUUUGACAAUAAACUACCCCUUGCUUGAGAACAGCUCGGAUGGGCUUGCGGUUGUUGAUGAGCUUCGGGCGGCUGUUUGUGAGAAUAUUAGUCUAUAUAUGGAGAAGAACGAGGAAGAAUUUCAAGGUUAUUUGAAUGACUUUGCUUCUGCUGUCUGGACUCUGCUUACAAAUGUUUCCCUGUCAUCUAGCCGAGACAAACUAGCGGUUACGGCCAUGAAGUUCUUGACAACAGUUAGCACAAGUGUGCACCAUGCAUUGUUUGGUAGUGAUGGAGUAAUACCACAGAUUUGUCAGAGCAUUGUUAUUCCAAAUGUUAGAUUAAGGGAGGAUGAUGAGGAGCUUUUUGAGAUGAAUUUUGUCGAGUUCAUUAGGAGGGAUAUGGAAGGGAGUGAUCUUGACACAAGAAGGAGGAUUGCUUGUGAAUUGCUCAAAGGGAUUGCAACUAAUUAUAAGAAACAAGUCACUGACAUUGUUUCCAUUCAGAUACAAAAUUUGUUAGCCUCCUAUGCUACAAACCCUACUGUAAAUUGGAAGGACAAGGAUUGCGCAAUAUAUUUGGUUGUGUCACUUGCAACAAAAAAGGCUGGUGGGACUUCUGUUUCAACUGAUCUUGUUGAUGUCAAUAGUUUUUUUACGUCAGUUAUUGUCCCUGAGUUGCAAAGUCCUCUAAAUGGUUCUCCCAUGCUUAAGGCAGGUGCACUUAAAUUUUUUACAAUGUUCCGGAGUCAGAUACCAAAGCCUAUUGCAUUUCAAUUGUUGCCUGAAUUGGCUAGGUUCUUGGCUGUGGAGUCAAAUGUGGUUCAUUCUUAUGCUGCAAGCUGUAUAGAGAAACUGUUGCUUGUCAAGGAUGAAGGUGGAAAAGCAAAAUACACUUCGGCAGAUGUAAGUCCCUUUCUCCACCUUCUGAUGAACAACCUUUUUAAUGCAUUCAAGUUUCAAGAUUCUGAGGAGAACCAGUAUGUUAUGAAGUGCAUAAUGCGCAUUCUUGGUGUCGCAGAGAUUCCUAAUGACAUUGCUGGACUUUGCAUUGAUGGGCUAACUUCCAUUCUAAAUGAAGUUUGCAAAAAUCCAAAAAAUCCAAUUUUUAACCAUUAUCUUUUUGAGUCAGUGGCUGUUCUUAUCAGGAGGGCUUGCGAGAGAGACAUCUCUCUCAUCUCUGCUUUUGAGGGAAAACUUUUUCCUAGCCUCCAAAUUAUCUUGGCCAAUGACGUAACGGAGUUCUUGCCUUAUGCCUUCCAGCUCUUGGCGCAGCUAGUUGAACUGAACAGGCCACCUAUCUCUCCAAGUUACAUGCAAAUUUUUGUUCUCCUCCUGUCUCCUGAUUCAUGGAAGCGAUCUUCUAAUGUUCCUGCACUUGUGCGCCUGCUUCAGGCCUUCCUUCAAAAGGCUCCAAAUGAGGUCAACCAAGAAGGGAGGCUGAACCAGGUUCUUGGUAUAUUCAACAUGCUUGUUUCAUCUCCCAGCACUGAUGAACAAGGCUUCUAUGUGCUUAAUACUGUGAUUGAGAAUCUUGAUUAUGGUGUGAUAGCUCCCUACAUGCCCAACAUCUGGAAAACUCUUUUUAUGCGCCUUCAGAACAAUCGUACUAUAAAGUUUCAGAAGUCCCUUGUGAUUUUUAUGUCACUCUUUUUAGUCAAGCAUGGUGCAACUAAUCUUGUAGACACUAUGAAUUCUGUUCAGCCCAAUAUAUUCUUUGCGAUUUUGGAGCAAUUCUGGAUACCAAAUCUUAAGCUGAUCACUGGGGCUGUCGAGCUUAAGUUAACUGCAGUUGCUUCAACCAAGCUUAUUUGUGAAUCUCCAGUUCUUUUGGAUGCUGCAGCUGCUAAACACUGGGGCAAAAUGCUGGAUAGCAUUGUAACGCUUCUGUCACGCCCAGAGCAAGAAAGAGUGGAGGAAGAACAAGAAAUGCCAGAUAUUGCAGAAAAUGUAGGAUAUACUGCUGCAUUCAUUAAACUUUAUAAUGCUGGGAAGAAAGAGGAGGAUCCACUGACUGACAUAAAGGAUCCAAAGCAAUUCUUGGUGGCUUCACUGGUAAGGCUUUCUUCUCUUUCCCCUGGGAGGUACCCGCAGAUCAUCAAUGAAAAUCUCGAGCCAGCAAAUCAAACGGCUUUACUUCAGCUUUUUGGCACCUACAAUUGCUCGAUGGUUUGAUUCUACUCAACCAUGGCACUAAAUGAUCUAUCUCCAUAACGUACCAGGCUUUUGUGAGACAAUAAGUUAGGUUCUGUGAUGGUGGAUGUCAGUUUCAAUGGGUUGCAUAACUUGCAUUACUGGGCUGUGGCAGCAUUCUUACGUCAUUGCUGUUUACCUUGACACUUGCCCAACUUCAGGAUCUCUUGCCAGCAAUGUAAGAUCUCGCAGGUCUUGCUCAUUUCUCCCUUUCCAUGCAUUUGUUGGUGGACGGUAGUACCACUGUCGUCUCACCGGCUCGUGGAUAUGCCGUGCACCUGCUUCCCCCUGGUUUUGUCAUUCAGCAUGCAUUAGUCUGCAAGUUGUAGAUUUCAAUUGCUUUAUGAUCUUGUCAAAAGAGUUGUGGCCAAAACCUUUGGCGUUUCUUUUUACCCUUUCUUUUUGUAGGCAAAGGGAAGGCGCAAUCAGAGUUAUGUUAUUUCUGCAUGUAUGGUUUUGAAAUGAAAAUAGAUUUUCAGGAAAAUUUUGAGUCGUUCCAAAAAGAAUUUGCUUAAAAUUUCAGUUCCAUGAUAUGUGUUUCAAUAAAUGCCGGAGUUUAAA